AUAUUUUAUAUCACUAAUAACGAAUUUAUAAAUAGUUUAAAAUCAGCAUUUUCAAUAUGUGGGAAAACAGUUUGCCCGCGCAAGAUUUUCAAUUAUUUAAGGAGGCAUUAAUUGAGGAAAAUUUAGAGAUUCAAGUAGCCAUCAUAAAACGAUUCGAAAGCCUAGCAAAAGCUCUGGGUGAAAAAAUAACAAGAGAAGAACUUCUCCCAUUUGUGGAACUUCAUUUUAUUGAACUCCAUGAUGAAAUUCUCUUCCAUUUAGCUGUGCAGUUAAAAAGUUUCAUACCUCUUGUAGGAGGUGUAGAACAUUGUCAAAUCGUGUUCGAUAUUUUGAGCAAAUUGUGCAUAACUGAUGAAAAUAUCGUUAGGGAAAAAGCCGUAGAAUCUUUAAUAUGGAUUCAAGAAGAUUUAAACGGCCAGGAAGUGGAAAGAUACAUAUUUCCAGUUAUUAUUAGACUGAUUAAAGAUGACUGGUUUACUAGCAAAUGUUCUGCUGUAAUGGUGUUUUCGCAUAUCUAUUCAAAAUUAAGUAAUGACCGAAAAUCGGAAUUAAGAAAUAAUUUUAAAAUGCUGAUUCAAGAUGAUUCACCAAUGGUGAGAAAAGCAGCUUCGAUGGCAUGUGUAAAGAUGUGUGACGUAGUGGAAGAUGGCUCUCUUAAAAGUGAAUUUGUUCCAAUUUUUAAAGAUAUCGCUCAAGAUCCGAUGGAUUCCGUAAGAGCUGGCACCAUUGAAAUCGCCUUAGCUCUUAUUAAGCGACUGGGUUCAGAAUGCUUGGAAGAGGUUAUUUUUAAAAUAAUCGAAGAAGCCAGUGUAGAUAAAUCUUGGAAAAUAAGGCAACAAUUGGCAAAAAAUCUAUCUCACUUACAAGAUUCGAUUCCAUAUCCGAAAUAUCGUGGCAAACUUAUAGCAUUAUUUCAAAAAUUAGCAAAAGAUAUUGAGGCAGAGGUUCGGUUGCCUAUGGUGAACAACCUUUUUAACUACUGCAACAGUUUAAAAGAAUCUUAUUUAAGGCAUCCACAACAUGAUAACAAUUUUGAACCAGUUUUUCAGCACAGUAUUAUGAACGUAAUUCAGAGCUUAGCGUUGGACGAUUGCGAGGAGGUUAGACUAGCACUAGCCUACAAUAUUUUACAUUUAAGAGAAGUUGUAUCCCAAGAUUGUUUUAAAACGUAUCUAAUUUCAUUUUUAUUACAAAUAAUGGAGAGUGAUGAGAGCAAUGAAGUUCAAUCCGAAAUUUUAUCGGGGUUAACUAGUUUAUAUUUAAACAUUGACCUGAUGCCUUUUCUGGGUGUCAUUAAGAAUUCGCUGAGACACGUGAUAGCUCGUUCCCGAACUAACUGGAGAGCAAGACGGUCACUUUUGAAAACUUUUAUAAAUGUGGCAAAUUGUUGCACGCCGGAGUACUUUUCCGAACAUUUCAAGAUUUACUUUGCAUCUUUAUUAGGAGACAGUGUUUACGCCGUUAGACGCAGUGCUUGCAUGGUGGUACCAAUUUUAACAAAACGUUUUGGAAUUAAAUGGGCCGCGGAACAUUUAGUACCCUUUUUUGCUGUAUUUGCAAUGGACUCCCGGUAUUUGUACAGAUUUGUUGCUUUAUUUGGUAUUAGCGAAAUGGUCAUUUCAAGCCUUUGUCCAAAACCUAUAAACAUUUUAGAUGGUUUCAAAUGUUUUAUUGAGCAGACCGACCAUGUACGUUAUUUCCAGGCUUUAAGGACUCUAGUAAAAGUGGUUCAAACAAACCACUUGGUGCAACUAAAAAUGAAGGAAUCCAAUUUUGACUCAAUGUUAAGUUUGCGCAACAAGUUAGAUUAUUUACCACAUAGUGACUUAAAAAUGUAUUCGGAGCAGUCGUCCGACGAAAUUCCACGUGUGAACAUAUAUUUUAUAGAGGAAAAUGACCUACAGAAUAACCAUUGGCCAUAUGUACAAGGAAUAUUAUAUUUAAUUUACAAUAAAUUUUUACCGAUUAUUGAGAAACUUAAUAAUGAUUAUACUGAAAACGUUCAACUGAAAGCCAUCAGCGCUCUAAAUGAAAUCGCAGAGUUUUUGCAAAAAUUAGAAGAAGAAGAAAAACAAGAAUGGGUACAACGAUCAAUACAGUCACUAAGUAAUGAAGAAAUUAGUGUUAUUAUUGAAGAAGUUCAUCUUGAGUUGAAAAACGUUCAGUUUGAAAAUAAUGUUGACCUUCUAGACGAAAUUAAAUAAAUUCUGGAGAGCUGUAAUAAAUAAUUCAAAAAUAUAGGCACAAAGUGUAGAUCGCUUGUGAAGACAAGAUAACAAUGAAAGAAAAUACUAUAUUAUUUUGUAUAAUAAUACAAAUAUAAACUAAAUAUAUUAACUUACAUUAAUAAAUUUUAAAUUUGUAAUGUUAAA
This is a messenger RNA of Anthonomus grandis grandis, 2372 nucleotides long. RefSeq names its product serine/threonine-protein phosphatase PP2A 65 kDa regulatory subunit-like. The record is from RefSeq and is a predicted model, not a curated record. Gene Ontology annotation, biological process: protein dephosphorylation. Gene Ontology annotation, molecular function: protein phosphatase regulator activity. Lineage: Eukaryota; Metazoa; Arthropoda; Insecta; Coleoptera; Curculionidae. Bases 57 to 2204 code for a protein of 715 amino acids. The transcript has 6 exons. Gene Ontology annotation, cellular component: cytoplasm; protein phosphatase type 2A complex.